CGGAGAUGAGAUGUAGCCUUCCAUGGUGCGCGAUACUCCUGCUUAUCCCUCUUUGUCCGGUGGCGACAGAAGGCCAUAAUAAUUAUGGCAAAAUUUGCGUUUUUGAAUGAAUUAUAGUUGAAUGGUGGAUCAACAAGCAUACACCGUGUGAGGACCGGUUUGCUGGCAAUGACACACCAGAGAGUUUCAAUUUAAAGGACAGCCGAGCAAGCAACGGAGAAAGGGUACAGUUUGCUUCCAAGACAGUCUGCAAGAUGGCUAGUGGCAUGCUAACGUUAGCUAGCAAGCUAAUGUUAGCAUAGUAAACAACAGUUUUCAAAACGUAAUCGAUUGCUUUAUGUCAUUACUGCUAUGAUAAGUGGAAUUAGGUGCAUAUUUGUCACCUCUGACCGUAGAAGGGUAAAUCACAGUGUCGGAUUAAUGUUCCGGUGUUGCGGCUCCUGGGUGAAAUCUCAACGCUGCUAGCUAGCCACAUUGAGUAACGUGGCUAGCUGGUUAGCCAAGGUAGUAACUAGCUUGCGUUUGCUAGCUGGUCGAGUUCUUAGCCACACAUCUGUAAGUGAUCACUUUAGAGAGGGAGGGGGUGCUCUCUAACUUGCUUGUACUGGCAGUCAAGCCAGGUAGCAAGCGACCAGUUUCACUCAGCUAGCAGAAACUGGCUUGCAACAGGACGAACUUGUGCUAAUUAACCUGCUCGGUUUUACCUCACGUUUAUUUGGUGACCAAAUCCCGGCGUGACAGACACCGUGGCCAAAGAUUUGCAGCUGGAAAGGAGUUUGCAGACCUGGGCCGGCGUUGUAAUCUAAUUUAGCUGUUAGUUAAUGCUUAAUGGUAACAUUUUUAGCGUUUCUGACAUGACCUGAAGGCAGAUUUCCACCUAGUCGGCAUUUAGCCUUCAAGACGUCGUCAUUUUUAACUUUUUUUUCUUGCAUAUGAACGGUGAUAUGCCACUUCACCGACAGUCAUAUUAGCUAAUGGCUGCCGAAUCGGGGAGACUACUGGCGGGACAAGGAAAACGAAGCAAAGCUUCACAGAUGAAGAGCCCGGAGAAGAAAAAGGCGAGGAAAUCCACAACUCAGGCGGCGGGGUUCUCCCACCUCACUGAGUUUGCACCCCCUCCUACCCCCAUGGUGGACCAUCUUGUCGCCUCCAACCCGUUUGACGAUGACUUUGGGCCUCCAUCCAGACCAAGUGGGGCAGGCGGACCAGGUAGUGCUCCGUUUAUUCCCAGCCCAGGUGCCGGUGGAGGAGGUGGAUAUGGAGGAGGAGGCAGAAUGGGUGGAGGCAUGAACUUCAUGGGAGGGCCCGGAGGACCAGGCGGCGGCCAGCCCGGACGGAGGCCACCAUUUGGACCCCCAUCCAACGCUGGACCCCACCACCAGCUAGGCUUUGGAGGAAUGCCCGGCUUUGGAGGUGGUGGUGGGGGUGGCGGUAGUGGGGGAGGUGGAGGAGGUGGUGGAUUCCCUCCUGGUGGCCCUUCUCAGUUCAACAUGCCACCGAGCUUCAGUCCACCCAUGCAUCCCGGGCCAGGAUUCAAUCCCAUGUUGUCUCCAGGGGGUAUGGGAGGUCCUGGUGGAGGGGGACCACCCCACCCUCGGUUCGGCAUGCCUCCACAGCAGCAGCACGGACAGGGUGGGCACCCGUUCAACAGUCCUCCAUUACCUGGUGGUGGAGGUCCGAGGGGGCCCUUGCCUCCGAUGGGAGGAGGCAUGGGUCCGGGGAUGAACAUGAUGGGUGGGGGCCCCGGCGGCAACAUGGUGGGAGCGCUGCCAGGCAUGCCUCCUCAAGGACAGUUCCCUCCCUCACAGGAUGGCCCCUACCCCGGCCCCAGUCCCCCAGGACCAGGCAACGAGGAUGGAAAGAACUUUGGUGGAGGGGGGGCACCACCUGGGCCUCAGCAGCAACAACAGCAGCAGCAACAGCAGCUUAAUCUAAAUCCAAAUGGCCCUCCACCUAAUAACACUACUCCCGGCCCCCCUCCUAACUCCGGCCCUCCACAGCCUGGUGGAGGAUUCCCCGGCCACCCUGACGUCCAGCAACCCAACGCCAACACACCUGGUCAGCCUCCGUCAGCACCACCACAGCCUAACCCCAACUCUUCUCCGACUGGUCCUCUGAAUGGAUCAGGCCAGCCCCAGCAUCCACCACCCAGCCAGCUACAGCCCCCCAGCAACACAAACACCCCCAAUUCUAACAACUCUACCCAGCAGCAGCAGCAACAAUCCACUCCGCCUAACUCUGCACCGGGCUCCACCCCUUACAACCAACAGAACAACACUCCUGGUGCCGGUGGUCCCAUGCCAAAUGCUGCCACCAAUUCAGGUCAGAACAACAUGACCAACAACAACGGAGGCAACACCCCCGGCAGCAACCCCAACCCACCCUCCAACUCCACCUCGACUCCCAACACUCAGUCUCCGCUGCCUCCGGGCCCUGCUGCACCCUCAACCGGCCCCGGGUCCGGCCCUGGAAAACUCGGUGGCCCCGGGAUGGUCUUCCCUUGUGGCCUCUGCAUGGCGGAGGUGCACGACGACCAAGACGCCAUCCUCUGCGAGGCGUCCUGCCAGCGCUGGUUCCACCGGGACUGCACGGGCCUGACAGAACCGGCGUACGGGCUGCUGACUCGAGAGAGCGCUGCUGUUUGGGCUUGUGACUUCUGCAUCAAGACCAAGGACAUCCAGGCGGUGUUUGUGCGCCAGGGGUUAGGCCAGCUGGUGGCAGCUAACGAGAGUUGAGGAGGGUGUGAGGAAGAGCAGCGUUGAGGUGUGGCGCGUACGGACAAACAGACUCUGAUUGAACUGAGUGGCCUGUGUGUCAUGUCAGCUACUUGCCCAACUUUGUCUUGACUAGCCCUUUACUUGUUCACUACACAGAGAAACACGCUCAUUGACUUUCAUGCUUAUGUAUAGCACUUUGAGUGACUCUAGGCAAAUGAUCCCCCCCUCGCCUCCCCAUUCUCUCCCAAUAGGAGUCAAACAACGAUGAAUGUUAAACUUACACGGUCCUUCAGAUAUCUAGCCUGCCAACCAGCAAAGCACUGACACCAACACACUACCUCACACAGUUUGACUGACUGGCACGGAAGCUCCCGCACUGACCGACUGUGAUCGACUCGCUACCCUCAUGUGUCACGUGUGUGUGGUAUUACUUCACACACUCACAAAUUCACAUUUAAAUCAAAGAAAAAAAUACAAAUUGGAAGAAAAAUUCCAAGAGUACCUUAAAGAGUCCCAUUCAUUGAUUUCCAGCUUGAUGUGCUCCCACAACGCUUCAGUCUAGCACUGCCCUGUCAUGUUGUUCCUGCAAGCAAGUGAGAGAAAAAUGAAAAAAACCCGUCACCAUUUUCUAAUAUAGAAAUCUCAGUAUCAAAUGUAUUGUGAAGCAUAAAUGCCAGCUGGGCUAAGAAUCAGCUUUUAAGUUCUUUUUACAAUCCCUGCACCUCCACACAUGCACACACACACACACACACACACACACUUUGACUCUUGUAUGAUUUUGUAUCCAGUGCUGAUUAAUCCAAAGGAGACCAGGGCUGAGAUUUUAUCCACACCUCACAGAGAGGAUCUUACACCGAAACAGUUGUAAAUAUCAAGACAAAACUUUUUGUCUGUAACUUCCAUCUGUCGUGAACACGCCACAGAGUCAACCAAUGAACAAAAGCGAUGAUUUGAACCUAUGUGUCUUGGUUGUAUACGGUAUGACGUUUUUGGUUUUUAUACAGUACAUUUGAGUCCACCGUUUCUUUUUAUCUCUGCAGAAUUGUGAAAUCAGUGCUUUUGGAUGGUGUUGGCAUAGCAAGUAGUGACAUCAUGUCAUAUCAGAUGUGCAUAGUACUUUUUAAAAAAGAGGAGGAAAAAAAAAAUCACAGAAAAAACCUGGGGAGGGGGGUGCAUGUGAACCAAUGCAGUAACUGUCUGAUCUGUUGAUGUUUAUAUUCUGGUUUCUGCACCGCAAGAGACCUUGAAGUAGACCAAAUAACUAAAGAGCGAAAAAAAAGCCCAUUUUUUUUUCCCAUUUCUGUCGCGGUAUGAGGUGUUUAUAACUAUUCUUCCCUCUUCUCUUUCCUCAUUUUUCUUUACUCAAUGUCCAAGUUGCCUUUCUUUUCUUGCUCUCAGCUGUUCCUUUUGAUUUUGUACUGGUAUUUGUGCUGUGCUCUUGCUCUGCUCUGGUGCCUCCUGGUGGAACCCGGAGGAACCUGUGAUCCCCACAUCGGGUGGGGAAGGGAAAGGUACUGAACUCUGAAGUAAAGACAGACUUUUUUUUGUACACGUCCAUGUCUCUUUUUAUUCCCAUUUUUUAAAAGAUUUGUUUGCUUAUCGUUGUAUUAAAAUGAGGGUUGGGAAAACCCGUUGAAACAGA
Acanthochromis polyacanthus (spiny chromis) is the source of this 4359-nucleotide messenger RNA. RefSeq names its product pygopus homolog 2 (Drosophila) (gene pygo2). NCBI's taxonomy places the organism in Eukaryota, Metazoa, Chordata, Actinopteri, Pomacentridae. The coding region runs from base 975 to 2735 and encodes 586 amino acids. The record is from RefSeq and is a predicted model, not a curated record. The transcript has 3 exons.